UAAUAGUCUUCUUUACACUGUUAUUUAAAUUUAUACCAGUGUUGUGAAAAUGUUCUUGUAUGUGUGUAGUUUUAUAUUUAUUCAUCAACUACUCGUGCUGGUGGGACAAAUUUAUGUUUCCAGGGGUCACACUUUGGACCUAAGCCAUCCAUUGGAGCUCUGGUUUGGUACUGGUCAUUGUUCCUUUGUUAGAUGAGCUUCUGUUGAACUCUUUGAAACAUUUAGAAGAAGGUUUUCAUUCAGGACUGUCCUGUAUGUGGCUUAAUUUACCUUCCCAUCAGUUCUGUCCAGCUUCCCUGUCCCUGUUAAAGCCAUACCUGCGUGGCCACACAUAGGCAGGCUAACUGCACUUUCAGUUUCUCCUGGAAGUAAAAUGGGGUUAAUGCAAUGCAUUCUGGGAUUAACAGUUGCUAUACCUGUUGGGAACCAGGGUGUUUGGCUCUUUGGGGGGUAUUUUCUGCUUCAUCCACCAGAUGGUGCCAGAGGCUGCACUACCUGGAGGACGUGCCUGCUGACGGCUCACCUGUGAUCAGUCUCAUCGUCAUCUUGGAGUAUAAGAGGAGCAGGCUGAGUGUUUGCCAGUAAUGGUACUCUGCGCCCCCCUGAGCUUACGUUCUGAUUUCCUGAUAUUACCUCUUGUAAUAUUUUCCUGUCGACUCUCCUUCAGGUGUUUCCUCAUGAGUCCUCUGAACUAAUCUACUGAUUAGCCUGAGUUCCUGGCUUUUGGAUCCUUCCUCCCCUCGUGACGCCGUAGAUAGUUACCCACCGGCUGCCCGAGUCCCUUUUCACCUCCACAGAAGAACCACAGACAGUUCCUGGAGUCUCAGCUGGCAGUCGGGGCGCUCCUCACUCUCCUCACCUGAACUUGCCUGUCUGCCCUCCACCGCAGCCUCUACCAUCUACACUCUACAAACUUCCUGUCCGAACCCAGACCACUUCAAAGACCCCUGCAAAGUAUCCAUAACCACAGUAUGACCUCUACCGCUGUAGAAAAGGACCAGCCCCGUUACCAGCCCUGCUAACUAACCUACAAGGAUAAAUGUGGCAGAUAAUCUCAUGGAUGUUUAAAUUGUAGUAGAAAAAUUGUUUCACUUUAUUUUCAAAGGAACAAACUAAAACUUACAAAAGGGCACCAAUAUUUGAGGUACCUUGCUGUUGGUUACAACUUAAGACAGUUCACGUACUUCAGUUUCUCUGUAUGUUGGUGUUUUGGCUAUAAAUACAUGCAAUCUUUGUUGCUUACAAUGAUGUAAGCAGAAAAACUUGAGAAUUUAGAUCUGUUUAAAGCAACACCAACCCUAGCCACUUCCUUGAUUUGACUCAUUCGCAGUGGCCUCUCUAACAUAUCACACUCUCAGUUCAGCCAACGUAAGUAUAAGGAAGUAAGAAUGUUAUUCUCUUGUAGAAAUCGGUAAUUCGUGCCUCGUCUGGCUGAGCUGGUCUUGAGGUUCUUGAGGUCUUCGUUCAUGGUAUGUUUGUCUUUACUAUUUGUUUAUAGUAAUAUGUAGUCUUAUUGUAAAAGUCUCAUCUUCUGGUCUGUGGUGAUGAAAGAACAACAUAUAUGUUAUGCUGCAACAAAAUAUACAGAAAGGUGCUGAACUGCAAUAAAUGAGGCAUACUUAAUAAGUUUAGUGUUUGAAGCUAAAGUAAUUGACAGAUGGACUUAGUUCCUCAAUGUUGUUUGAUGAAUACGAGAUUAAGAGAGAACACUAUCUAACUGACUGUGUUACUCUGAGUGAUCAGGAAGCAGAUAGUUAAACCAGAGAUAAAUAUAGAGUUCAAGGUGUGGGGCAAGACAAAUGAUACCCAGAUCCCAGAAACAAGGUCAUAACCAGGAGUUAAACUUGAUCAUCUACACACAAAACCGUUAUCAAUAAUCUCACCGUUUGUCUGUGGCUGGAGGGAGCUUAUUUAGAGCAGAUCACAGGCGGGCUCUGUCCUGGAAAAUUUUACUUUAACAAGAGUCUGGAUGAGAGGAAGUAAGAAACGGAUCAAAACCUUGCAAGUUGAGAACAAAAAUACGGAGACACAGUCUGUCAAGUCUGUUCUAGCCAACAGUUGAAUCCGGCUGCGUUUUACAGGUUCUGGUCAUCAGAUCUUGUCACAACAGAGAGUCGCUGUUAGAAAAGACGCUUGUUUGAACUGUAGGUGUGAAGAUUUUGAAUGUAAUACACCAAAAUUCUGUGGAGCUCAACACAGAUGGUCUAGCCAUUUGCCUUUUGUUAAGAAAAGGGGUUCUGUGUUUGACGUUAAUGGGGACAACUUUGAUCCUGAUAAGUUCUUGGUUGGGAAAAUAACAGAUAGUCUCGAACAUCAAGGACCUGCUGUUUUCUGACAAUGUGGGAUCUUAUCCACGGGCAAGACUCACUCCAAACAUUUAAUGUGCAUUUGGGUGAGAGUCUCCAUUAUGGUUUGUCACUUUCUAUUAUGGGUGUGCAUACGAGACCAUAGGCAGGCCGCAGUUGUGGUCGACUCUGCUGAUAUGCAAACAUCAGCGGAUGUCACAGCUCUUGAUAUUGGUCAAGAGCUGUGACCAGUAUCAAGGUCACAGCUCUUGGUUAACCUGGUUACUGACAUGUGAGCAGGCAAAGAAACACACUGAAACAGUACAGGGAGAGGUGUUAGUAGUUUCAGCUCAGCGCAGGGCCAGACAACAGAAACAAAGUAGGAAAAUCAAUCACUACCAUAGGAUUACAAAUUACAAAAGACAAUGUCAAUGUCAUCUCUACUAGUUGAAUGUCAAAUUAAAAGUCCUGUCAUUCGUUAAACUAGAAACAGUUUAAUUUAUGUUGGAGUUUCACAGCUCACAUGUUGGCUGUGGCUAUCGUUACAUUUCCAAGCAUAAAAAAUGAUUUGUGACUUUGAGGUCAAAGUUGGUGGGUUUGACUCUUUUGCUAGUUUCUCUUACUUGAAACCGGAAAUUUCGAACAUCUGAGGGAAAAUUGAAAGCUUUGUUAAAUCGGUUGCAGCGGCUGAGUUUCUUAAAGUUUUGAAAAGUCGUCUUGAGCUAAAAAAAAACAAUAAUUACUGAGCUGAUACCUGUGAUGAAAGGUUUAUACAUCACUGAUAUUGUCUUCAUUUACAGGUAAAGUGUCUAAUUCUGGGAUUGUUUGGAAAGAGUGACACAAAACGUCAAUGUUUAAUGAGUUUUUGACUCUGGCGAAACAAUGCUUGAAAAACCUUAGAAUAUUUUUACGUUUGAAACUGUUCUCACGUCUAGGAGUUUAUAUUAGCUGCAUGUUGUUGCAGGGUGUGACGCUCUUCUUCUUUUUAUUUUAGGAAGUAUAUCUGCUAGAUCAGAAACAUUUUUGUGACCUAGUUGUAUCAUUAACACUUCCCUUUGCCUCAUCCAGAGAAUAAAGAUGUUGUUUUCUCCCAGAGGCCUUCAGUCUACGUUGCUCCUUGUUCUUCUUGGACUAGGCCGUCAUGAUGUGGAGACUUCAGAAGGAAAACAAGUCAUUCAUAAAGGAGUUGGAGACUCUGUGGUGCUUUCAUCAAAUUUACCAGCUGAAGGGGUCAAAAGGGCAAGAUGGAAAUAUGGAAACUUAAAUGUAGCAAUCAAAGGUUCAGGUCUUACUCCAAACAAUCCAUUUAAGGGCAGAGUGGAGUUCAAUAACACAACCCUUAGUUUAACAAUAAGAGACCUGACUCUUCAAGAUUCUGGUGAAUUCAAUUUGAUCGCAGAGGUCAACGAUAAACAAGUUUCAGUCUUCAUCAUUCUGCAAGUUCAUGAACCAAUAUCUACAAAUUCCAUUGUGUUUUCCAACGUCACUGAGGCUGGAUCAGAUGGAUUUUGUACAGUUUUUCUGGAGUGCAAAGCAAAUCCUCACAGUGACGUCACCUACAGCUGGACUGUGGGAACCCAAACCAGAAACGGCUCCACACUGCAAUACAGCAUUAGACCACAAGAUGGCGAAACCACAUUCACCUGCAAAGCCUCCAAUGUUAUCAGUGAGAAGUUAGCAUUCAAAACACUGAGAUGUAGCAACACCACAGGACCCGGUUCUAAUGAAGGAUGUGGUUUUUCUCCCGUCAUGUUUUGGUUUAGGUUGGUUGUCGGGCUUCUUGUUAUCCUAGUGCUGGUCUGGCUGCUUUACGACCAAAAGUUGAAGGGUAAGAUAUGCUAUUUGAAGCCUCGUCUUUCACCAACAGUUGAUCUGAUGAACCCAUUUGGUUUGUUUGUUGUUUCCACAGAAGCGUUUUGUUCCAGGUUUGAACAGGCGGCAGCAGUCGACCGGGACCCGAGUCAGCAGGAUCUCAACCUCUCACCUCCUCCGGGUGAUGCUUUGGUGUAUGAAAACUCAGGAGGCGCUGCAGAUGCACAAGACGAUGAAAACAUCUCACCUCUAUAAGUUCCCAUCAACGACCAGGACAAUCGAUUGAGAACGAGUGGACAAGUUUUAGAAAAGUUUUAUUUUUGUGCCUCUGCUGUCUUCUCAAAACCACAGCCGGCUGUGGAGGACGGUUUCUCACACUGAUCCAGGUUCUGGUUCAGGGUUUUUUGUUUUUUUUUUCCUCUCCACUGUCGCUGCAUACAUGAGCUUGGAAUGAGGGGAAAUGAAACGACACAGUGCAACGACGGCCCGCAAUCUGCUGGGUUUCCUUAGACGUAAAACAUUUGAACAAAUUUGAAUAGUAAACCAAACUUGACUUGAUAACGAGGAACAAACAGAAAGUAGGAUUGGAUCGAAUUGAUGGUGAAAUAUAAAAAACUGAACUGAACUGUAAAUGUAAACAGCAGUAUCUCGCAUAAUUCUGAGUCAUUCUUAGUAUUUUGCCUGCUUGUUGCAUUUAGUCACACGUUGCUGUUUUGUGUUUUUGAAAUGAGAAGAAGAACAGACCGUUUAGACAAUUUGCAUAUUUAAUAUCUGUCUCGGGUUUUAUGAUGAAUAGGAUUUGUAUAUUGCUGCAUUAAAUGCUUGUUGGCACAUUAAUAUGAAAUAAAUGACUAUUUUCUUCA
Messenger RNA from Xiphophorus hellerii (green swordtail), 4960 nucleotides. Its product is annotated as SLAM family member 5-like. NCBI's taxonomy places the organism in Eukaryota, Metazoa, Chordata, Actinopteri, Cyprinodontiformes, Poeciliidae. The transcript has 7 exons. The record is from RefSeq and is a predicted model, not a curated record. Gene Ontology annotation, cellular component: membrane. The coding region runs from base 3363 to 4352 and encodes 329 amino acids.